AUGAAAAUUGGUUAAUAUGAGAUUGAUAAAAAAAUUAUAAUCGCAAAGGGUUCUGAAGGAGAAAUAUAUCAUUGCGUUGAUGUUUAUAAAAAGGACAAGAAUUUAUGUGCAAAAGUACAUCUUUAUUCAAUUAGAUUGUAUAAAAAAUGACUCUUGAGGACUUUUAAAAAUAGAAUGCUAUUCUUUCAAAGUUAUUUUAACAUAAAAAUACAAAUUUAGUGAAACUUGAAUAUUAUGGAUUCGAUGAUUCAACACAAUCUUUAAUCAUAAUAAUGGAAAAAUGUCAGAGUACCUUGAAAGAGGAAAUAAAUAGGAGAAAAAAUGAAAAAGAUUAGUUUUCUGAUGAGGAAAUUUGGGAUUUUUUAAAAUAGUUUUUAUCAGGAUAUUAGAUUUUAUAUAAUCUUAAAAUACUUCAUCGAGAUAUCAAACCAGAAAAUAUUUUGAUAAGUUCUCAAAAGGGGUAACUGAUUUAUAAGUUAACUGAUUUUGGGAUUAGUAAAGUUUGUAGUUCAAAUUCUAUGUUUAUGACUUAGAUUGGUACUCCUAUUUAUGCCCCACCAGAACUAAAUGGAGGCCCUAAACAGGAGGGUACAACUAGCCUAAUAGAUAUAAAUGAUCCUAACCCUUAAAGCAAACGCGACAUUUAUGCUGUAUAUGCCUCCUAUAAAUUUAGCUUGGAUUAAUACUUCAUUAAAUGAUGAAUGGCGAAUUGCCAUUUGUUGAAAAGAAAGUAGCAGAAUUCAAAAAAUAAAUUGAGAAGUUUCCAUUCAAAAUGUAAAAUACAAAUCGCUGCAAAAUUUUGGUAGACUUAACUGAGAAUAUGAUCUAAUACUACCCUUAAAACAGAAUUUCUUUUCCUGAUCUAAAUUAAGUGAUUUAAAUUUCACCUAAGUAGCUAUGUGCAGUGCUUCCAACCAAAGUAAUGCCUACCAACCAAAAAGUAUAAGAUAAUAAUAAAAAAUAGCAAAUAUAUGCAUUCAAUAAUUGCAAGUCUUAAGCAAAUCUUUUCACUAAAAUUGACAAUGAUUAAACCAAAGAGGCUGCAAAAAACAUAAAUUAUCAAAAAAUACCCACUUAAAAUAUUAAUAUUACAAAUAAUCAAAAAGAUAAUUUGAAAUUUCGAUCACCAACUUAAAGCUAAAUUUUUUUAAAUACUCCUGUAAAUAAAUCAUAACUUAUUGGAAGCCAGAAGUAAAACUUAAAUAAAACAGUUUAGCACCAACAUUUCCUUGCAGAAGAAAAAUUUAGAACCUUAAACUUAGAGAGAACGAGUGUAAACUGAACAUUGUUUUCAAAGUAAAAUUAGCUAAAGGCCCAUAAAAGUUAUCGAUGUCAUAAAAUAGUACAUUCAUGAGGUUAUGUAUGAAUUUAAUAAUAAAUAGAAUUAAUUAUGAAUGCUUAAUCAGUGAGGAUAAGUUCAAGAGAAUAAAAGAGCUUAAUUUAAAUCAGUAAAUACUAUCAGAAGAAAAUGAAAAACAAAUAAAAAGCAUCUUUAGGUAUGAAAAAGGCAAGAUUAAUGAUUACAACUUCUAAGCUCUAUUGUUUUACUAUUGCUUGAAUAAUUAUAAAUUACCUCUCGUCUUUUUACCGCCAGAUGAAACAGAAUGCAUUAAAUUUAUAAAAUAGAAAAUGUAAAGUACAGUUUGA
Messenger RNA from Paramecium octaurelia, 1647 nucleotides. The record is from the annotation of a GenBank genome assembly. NCBI's taxonomy places the organism in Eukaryota, Ciliophora, Oligohymenophorea, Peniculida, Parameciidae.